UAUAUACCUGCCUUCAGCGUUGCUGGGGGAGCGUAAUUUGGCUCCCUAGUUGCAAACGACAGUGAAAGUGCCGCGAAGUUCAGAGGGGGGGGAAAUGGGUGUGUUGUACCAACAUUUUGGGGGGGAAAUGAGUGACGGAUCUAAUGUCAUCCACUCCAUGGCGUCCCCUUUCGUUUAAUGAACCUCGUUUAUCAUUUCAAUUAUAUUUAUUAUAUGGUUGCUGUCAUGCAUGCAGUGACAUUUUGGCUCAGAAGUUCAAUUACGCACUGUCGUAGUCGUUAAUUAGAAAAGGCUAUGCAAAAGCUCAUUGACAGUAAUGAAUAAUAAAAACCAAGCGCACAUAAAUCGUGCUCCGGUCCGCAAAUGUACAUGAACUUUUUUGGAGCUGGUAUAACAAACGAAAACAAAGACAUUUCCUCCAGAUGGUGGCCUAUUUUCAUUAACGAACGAAUAUAAUGAUUUUUUUACAUUCUUAAAGAUUGUCAGUAUAACAGAAGCAGCAAUUAAAAUAUCAUUUUGAGCCGCGACCUUAUAUGUCCGACAUGAUAUCCUUAUUUAAACGUUCACGAAUGAAUUAUAUAAACGAAGAAAACAUGCUUAAAGGGGUACAUUUUGGUCAAGAAAUCGUUUGUUGAAGCAUCAUUUCACACCGGAACAGACCAUUGAAAUGCCUCCUCUGACAUCCCUUUCACAGGCUAAUUCAUGCGCAGCUUUUACAAUUUACCCCACCCCACCCCCUCUAGCAGAGAUCCGCUCCUCAAGAAGAGGAAGUGAAGAACGCAUAGAACUGCAACGUCUCUAUUGAUUGCAAAGGAGCCUAGAGAUUUUUACAGAAACGUCUGCUGACUCUGCUCGCGUGAAGCGCACCACGGGGAGAAGUCAGGGGAAAACACCAGCCGUGGUCCGCCGAAAAGCGAUUAAAAUAGCCACAGCUAAAUUGUUCACAAGAAGCAACAGAGUUUUUUUUUUUUCUUUUUUUUUUUCUUUUCCGCAAAACGAUGGGGCUACAGUAACGGUACAGGUGGGGCUACCGAUUGGCUCAUUUUAGUCACAUGCAUUGAUUCAUAAGGACCAGGAGCAAUAGGAACUAGUUACAUUUAUAUUGCUAGCUGGUGAACGAGAAACAAACCGGGAAGUAGAAAUCCUGGCGUUUUUCCCCCUUGUGUUUUAAUUAUGUGGAUAAGAACGGGAUGGAUGAAUGAGACCCCCGAUUUUCCCUCUUAUUUGUUUGGGGAAAAGCCAAAAGACGCUGCAACGGGGAAGGAAUUAUCAUCUGAUGGAGUCUUUGUUUAGUUCUUUUAAUUUUUUGCUAGGUAGUUAUUUCCGCAGUCUGAAUUCCAGACACGUUUCGCCAGCGUCUUUUUAAUUCGAAUGUUUUCCCUUUUGUCGCAUGACAUGUAUUGUGGACCACUAACCUGGAAUGAAUUUAUCACCAUUCUGCAGCUUGAAGCGCACCUUGCGGGGAUUGUGUAACGUUCGAAUUUAAACUUUUUUUUUAAACAAAAAAUUCCACCUGCCACUUGGAAGACGGAACAUGCGGAAAGGAUGGGAUUAAACCAGAUUGGAGGAAAACUCAUUUCAUAAAUUAAGAACAAAACAAAAAUAUUUAACAAUUAUUUCAGUGAUUCGUUCAAGAGACUAUUGGCUGCUCCACACACAGGCAACACACACCGAUGCACAGUCGAAACUGGGAUAACAGUGUGUGUUGUGAUGCUUCUUCUCUCCGUUAUAUCUGAUGCCAGUUUGGAUUUUUGCUCUCGGAUCUAUAAGUUUCUAGAAUGGCCCGCUUUGGAGACGAUCCACCAGCCCGCUAUGGAGGCGGUAGUCCAGCUGGGGCAGGGAGAGGGGCAAGCCGGCAGGGAGGCCCCCCGGGCGGCCAGAGGAUGUUCAAGCAAUCGAAUAUGGCACAAAGAGCGAGGACAAUGGCCAUUUAUAACCCAAUACCCGUCAAACAGAACUGUUUCACAGUCAACCGGUCCCUUUUCAUCUUCAGUGAAGACAAUAUCAUACGAAAAUACGCAAAGAGAAUAAACGAAUGGCCUCCAUUUGAGUACAUGAUCCUCGCCACCAUCAUAGCGAACUGCAUUGUCCUGGCUCUGGAGCAGCACCUACCGGCUAAUGACAAGACCCCUAUGUCCGAGAGGCUGGACGACACGGAGCCCUACUUUAUUGGAAUAUUUUGUUUUGAAGCCGGCAUAAAGAUCAUCGCCCUGGGGUUCACGCUGCACAAAGGCUCCUACCUCCGAAACGGCUGGAACGUGAUGGAUUUUGUGGUGGUCCUGACCGGGAUCCUAGCCAAUGUUGGGGGUGGGGGGGACUUCGACCUGCGAACGCUGAGGGCAGUGCGUGUGCUGCGACCGCUCAAACUGGUGUCUGGAAUCCCCAGCCUGCAGGUAGUGUUGAAGUCCAUAAUGAAAGCCAUGGUUCCUCUGCUGCAGAUUGGGCUCCUGCUCUUCUUUGCCAUCGUCAUGUUCGCCAUCAUCGGUGUGGAGUUCUACAUGGGCAAAUUCCACUACACCUGCUUCAGGGUCAACACAGAUGAGCGUGUGGCGGAUUUCCCCUGCGGUCAGGAGGCCCCGGCGCGGACCUGCGAGAACGGCACCGAAUGCAGGGAGUACUGGAUCGGCCCGAACUUCGGCAUCACCAACUUCGACAACAUCCUGUUUGCCGUGCUGACUGUCUUCCAGUGCAUCACCAUGGAGGGCUGGGUGGACAUACUUUACAACGCCAAUGAUGCCUCAGGGAACACCUGGAACUGGUUGUACUUCAUCCCUCUCAUCAUCAUCGGAUCCUUCUUCAUGUUAAAUUUAGUUUUGGGAGUCCUGUCUGGGGAAUUUGCGAAGGAGCGUGAGCGUGUGGAGAAGAGGCAGGAGUUCCUGAAGCUGAGGAGACAGCAGCAGAUUGAAAGAGAGCUGACCGGAUACCUGGAGUGGAUUUGCAAGGCAGAGGAGGUGAUGCUGGCGGAAGAGGACAGAAAUGCGGAGGAGAAAUCCCCACUGGAUGGCGCGUGGUACAAGAGGAAACAGAACAACUCUGUGUUGAAAAGGGCUAAAGUAAAAAAGAGCAAGAAUGACCUCAUCAACGCCGAGGAGGGCGAGGACCACUUCACUGACAUCUCUUCAGUAGCUCCCCCAGGGUCGCCCUUCGCCCGCGCCAGCCUGAAGAGCAGCAAGAACGACAGCUCCUCCUACUUCCGGCGCAAGGAGAAGAGGGUGCGCUUCUUCAUCCGCCGCAUGGUCAAGUCCCAGGGCUUCUACUGGACCGUGCUGUGCCUGGUGGGCCUCAACACGCUGUGCGUGGCCAUCGUGCACUACGACCAGCCCGAGUGGCUCACCUAUGCACUCUACUUGGCAGAGUUUGUGUUCCUGGGCCUCUUCCUGACGGAGAUGACCCUGAAGAUGUAUGGGCUGGGGCCCCGGAACUACUUCCACUCCUCCUUCAACUGCUUCGACUUUGGGGUGAUUGUGGGCAGUAUUUUUGAGGUCAUUUGGGCAGCCGUCAAACCCGGGGCUUCCUUUGGCAUCAGCGUUUUGAGAGCGCUCCGCCUACUCAGGAUCUUUAAAGUCACAAAGUACUGGAACUCUCUGAGGAACCUGGUCGUGUCCUUGCUGAAUUCCAUGAAGUCCAUCAUCAGUCUCCUCUUCCUCCUCUUCCUCUUCAUCGUGGUGUUUGCUCUACUGGGCAUGCAGCUCUUCGGAGGACAGUUUAAUUUUGAUGAGGAGACCCCAACGACAAACUUUGACACCUUCCCUGCUGCUAUUCUUACAGUUUUUCAGAUUUUGACAGGCGAAGACUGGAAUGCGGUGAUGUAUCAUGGGAUUGAAUCACAGGGAGGAGUCCAAGGAGGGAUGUUCUCCUCCAUCUAUUUCAUUGUCCUCACCCUGUUUGGAAACUACACUCUCCUCAAUGUCUUCUUGGCCAUUGCCGUUGACAACCUCGCAAACGCACAGGAACUCACGAAGGAUGAAGAAGAGCAAGAGGAGGCGAUCAGUAAAAAGCUUGCCCUUCAGAAAGCCAAGGAGGUGAAGGAGGUUAGCCCUAUGUCAGCGGCUAACAUUUCUAUUGCAGCUUUUGUAAAGCAAAAUCGAGGUGCUCUAUCUCGCAGCUCGUCCAUCUGCAGCGUAAAUUCACCGGGUUUUGUCUACUCCCCUGCCCUUCACAUCUUAAGUAAAGAGCAGCAGAAGUCACUGAAGAUGAUGUCAGUGUGGGAGCAGCGAACCAGCCAGCUGCGGAGGCACAACCUGCUGGCGAGCAGCGAAGCUCUGUACAGCGAACUGGACCCCGAGGACCGGCUGCACCUGUCCUCCGCCCUGCGCCUCCGCCCCAACAUGAAGACCCACCUGGACCGCCCCCUGGUGGUGGAGCCCUGCGACUCCAACGGGGACCGGUCCAGGCCCGCCGAGGGCGAGGGGGGCACCCCGGAGGAGGGCGACGGCUCGGGAGAGCCCCCGCCCCCGCCCGCCCACCCGCGCAAGCACCACCGCCACCGCGACAGGCACUCGGGCGAGGAGGGGGAGAACGGCGAGGGCCGCCACCACGUCCACCACAGCCGGAGCAAGGAGCACGACGGCUCGCGCGGGAAGGGCGACCGCAGCCGCAGCCGGGAGGGGGGCCGGCGGCACCACCACCAGAGCUCCGUGGACGAGGGAGGGGGAGGGGGAGGGGGCGGGGGCGGGAGCGGGGUCGAGAAGGAGCACCACGUUCACCGUCACCACAGCCACCGGCAGCCCAAGGAGGGCAACGGGGUGGUCAACAACGGGGCCAAGGGCGAGCGCCGGGUGCGGCACAAGGACGGCUCGCGCUCCGCAAACCGGGAGGGCGAGAGGGCGGCGGGGUGCACCAAAGGGGAGAACGGGAGCAACGGCGAACGCAGGAGGCACCGCCCCCGUGGCACCAAGCCCCAAUCCGGCACAGAGGAGGAGCGACGCGAGAAUGGAGAGAAAGCAGAUGGGAGGGGCCACGUGCACCACAGGCAUACGGACACGGAGGGCGACCCGCAGGCCGUGACUCCCCUGCAGCCCCCCGGGGGUCAGCAGUGGCCCAAGCCGGAGGACUCGGACAACCAGAGGAACGUCAACCGGACCGGCCAGCUGGGCGUCAACACCAACACGGUCCACAUCCCGGUCACCAUCACUGCCCCGCCUGAGGACACCACCAUGAUCCCGAUGAACAACAUUGACUGCGAGACGCUGCCCAUGAACGAGGAGAAGAAGAACCUGGAUGACCUGACCCAGAAUGGACCCAGACCAAUCCUGCCUUACAGCUCCAUGUUUGUGUUUGGCCAAACAAAUCCGGUGAGGCGUCUCUGCCACUACAUGGUGAGCCUGCGCUACUUCGAGAUGUGCAUCCUGGUGGUGAUAGCCAUGAGCAGCAUCGCGCUGGCGGCCGAGGACCCCGUCCAGGCCAACGCCCCGCGCAACAACGUGCUCAAGUACUUGGAUUAUGUCUUCACGGGCGUUUUCACCUUUGAGAUGGUGAUUAAGAUGGUGGACCUGGGCCUGCUGCUCCAUCCUGGUGCCUACUUCAGAGACCUCUGGAAUAUUCUUGACUUUAUCGUGGUCAGUGGAGCGCUGGUGGCGUUCGCCUUUUCGAGCUUCAUGGGAUCGCAACAAAACGUCACAAGAGGGACCAAAGGCAAGGACAUCAGCACCAUAAAGUCCCUGAGAGUACUGCGUGUGCUGCGGCCUCUUAAAACCAUAAAGCGUCUGCCCAAACUGAAGGCUGUGUUUGACUGUGUGGUGAACUCCCUGAAGAACGUGCUCAACAUCCUCAUUGUCUACAUCCUCUUCAUGUUCAUCUUCGCCGUCAUCGCUGUGCAGCUUUUCAAGGGCAAGUUCUUCUACUGCACCGAUGAGUCCAAGGGGCUAGAGAAGGACUGCAGGGGUCAGUUCCUGGACUACGAUACAGAUGAGGUGACCGCCCAGCCGCGCGAGUGGAAGAAAUAUGAGUUUCACUACGACAACGUACUUUGGGCCUUCCUCACCCUCUUCACUGUGUCCACCGGGGAGGGCUGGCCCACGGUCCUGAAGCAUUCUGUGGAUGCGACCUUCGAGGACCAGGGACCCAGCCCUGGGUUCCGCAUCGAGAUGUCCAUCUUCUACGUGGUCUACUUCGUCGUCUUCCCCUUCUUCUUCGUCAAUAUCUUCGUGGCCCUCAUCAUCAUUACUUUCCAGGAGCAGGGUGACAAGGCUUUGUCUGAAUGCAGCCUGGAGAAGAAUGAGAGAGCGUGCAUCGACUUCGCCAUCAACGCCAAGCCCCUGACCCGCUACAUGCCCAAGAACACGCAGUCCUUCCAGUACCGCAUGUGGAAGUUUGUGGUGUCUCCGCCCUUUGAGUACUCCAUCUUGACCAUGAUUGCCCUCAACACCGUGGUGCUGAUGAUGAAGUUUCAUGGAGCCCCACCAUUCUACGAAGCCAUGCUGAAGUACCUGAACAUCGUCUUCACUGCCCUCUUCUCUCUGGAGUGUGUGCUCAAGAUCAUCGCUUUUGGUCCGCUUAAUUACCUGAAGGACGCCUGGAACUGGUUUGACUUUGUGACCGUGCUGGGAAGCAUAACCGACAUCUUGGUCACUGAGAUUAACACGAACAAACUGAUCAAUCUGAGUUUCCUGAGGCUGUUCCGGGCCGCGCGUCUCAUCAAGCUGCUGCGGCAAGGCUACACCAUCCGCAUCCUGCUCUGGACCUUCGUCCAGUCCUUCAAGGCCCUGCCUUACGUCUGCCUGCUCAUCGCCAUGCUUUUCUUCAUCUACGCCAUAAUUGGCAUGCAAGUGUUUGGUAAUAUUGAGCUCAACGAGGAUACGGGUAUCAAUCACCAUAACAACUUCCAAACCUUCCUUCAGGCCCUCAUGCUGUUGUUCAGGAGUGCCACGGGGGAGGCAUGGCAUGAGAUAAUGCUGUCCUGUCUGAGCCACCGCGCCUGUGACGAGCGGUCGGGCGCCAUUGGCAAGGAGUGCGGCAAUGACUUCGCCUAUUUCUACUUCGUCUCCUUCAUCUUCCUCUGCUCCUUCCUGAUGCUGAAUCUGUUCGUGGCUGUCAUUAUGGAUAACUUUGAAUACCUGACCCGGGACUCCUCAAUCCUGGGGCCUCACCACCUGGACGAAUUCAUCCGCGUCUGGGCGGAGUACGACCCUGCAGCCUGCGGCCGCAUCAAGUACCUCGAUAUGUACGAGAUGCUGCUGCACUUGUCCCCUCCCUUAGGUUUGGGAAAGAAAUGUCCGCCAAGAGUCGCCUACAAGCGGCUGGUGAAGAUGAACAUGCCCAUCGCAGACGACAACACGGUUCACUUCACCUCCACCCUGAUGGCCUUAAUCCGCACCGCUCUGGAGAUCAAGCUGGCCUCCGGGAUGGUGGCUCAGCGUUUGUCUGAUGCUGAUCUGAAGAAGGAGCUUUCCACUGUCUGGCCAAACCUUUCCAAGAAGACUCUGGACCUGCUGGUGACGCCACAUAAACCCAAUGAGCUGACAGUGGGGAAGGUGUAUGCAGCUCUUAUGAUCUUUGACUACUACAAGCAGAAUCGCGCACGGAGACUGCAGCUGCUGCAGCAACAGCAGGCGGCCGGCGGGACCCAGAGUAAGGUAGUUGGUGCCAUCUUUACACCCAUGCUGCCACUGGCACCCAUACAGGGCGAGGAGAUGGCGCUGAGCAGCAAGACGUCACCGUCAGAGCCCCACCCCCAGCCCUGCCCACCGCCUGGCUCCACCUCCCUUAACAACGGGGGUGCUGUUCAAGGCCAGCAGGGCGGCACCACCAAAGACUCCCGGGUCACAGACAAACCCCAGGAAGUCCAGCGGCCAGGGGGCAAACGGACAGUGCCGCGGGGCCAAUCAGAGGACAUUCCUAAUUCAGCCAGAGCUCAGGAGCUGGAGAUGAAGAAGAUGCACCACAGUGCCAAUGCAGGGAACCCGUCUGGUCUGGAGAGCCAGGGACGGGCAGCAUCCAUGCCCAGACUCAAUGCAGAGAUGCAGCGGAGCCAGUCUCGAUUCUCCCCGGGGACAUUCCUCUCACCGAUCCCUGACUCCAGUCCGAUGAAGCGCUCCGUGUCCACCCUGGCCCCUCGGCGCCACCCGGAGGCCAGUCUGCAGGACCCCGCCCCGGAGAGGCCAGCCCAGGAAAGGCCUCACCAUCACCACCACCAUCACCGCUGCCAUCACCGCAGGGACAAGGACAGGAAGCAGCGAUCGCUGGACAGGUCAUCCAACGGGCCGCCCUCUAGCGCUGCAGGUACCCCAGGCGACGUGACUGGGGACCUGGUACCGCGGGAGCGGGUGCACGACCGAGGCCGCUCCCACGAGAGGAAGCACCACUCGUCGUCCGCGGAGAAGCAGCGGUACUACUCCUGCGACCGCUACGGCAGCCGGGAGCACUGCCACACCAAGUCCGCCACCGCCAGCCGCUCCACCUCCCCCAGCGACGGGCAGGACCUGGGCCUCAACAAGCAGGGCAGUGGUUCCGCUAAAGGGAGCCCCGCGACGUUGACCUCGGGGGCGAGCACCCCCUGCCGAGGGCGCAGGCAGCUCCCCCAGACCCCCCUGAUCCCCCGUCCCGCUGUGGCCUACCGGACCGCUAACUCCUCCCCCGUGCAGUUUAGCCCCGCCCAGGGGGGCCCGCACGCCCUGUGUCCCGGCAGGAUGAGCCGCGGGCGUUCGGAACACAAUGCCCUCCUGCGCAGCGACACGGACUCGCCCUCGCCCGUCACCCGCAUCGGCUCCGACCCCUCCCUGGGGUACAGCGACGGGCGGGGCAGUCUGUACUACACUCUGCCCGAGGAGGCGGGGGUUUUCCAGGACGCGCUGAGCUUCCCCGCCGGGCGCCCCCCCCGGACCGCCACCCCUCACCUGCCCCCCCCGCCCCAGCAGAGCCGUGCAGUGCCCAACGGAUACCACUUCACCCUGGGCAUUGGCUCGGGCGCCCGUACGCCCAGGCACUACCAGGGCAUAGAGGAGGACGACUGGUGCUAGCAUGGCUUUAACACCCACACACACACGCACACGUGCAAACACACACGUACACACACUCGCAGACACACAAAAUGCAGGCAUGCACGUGCAUAAGCAUGCAUGCAUACACAUACACAUAUGGGAAAAUGCAAGUUCUUACAAAUUUUUAAGAAUGCAUUUUUGGGGAAGAAAACAGGAUGAGUUUUAUCAUCUCCCUGAAAGUGGUAGUUUACACAGUUUUUGUGGAUAUGUGUGUGCAUGUGUGUGUGUGCGUGUGUGUGUGUGUGUAGUAUGUGUGUGCGCGUGCGUGUGUGUGUGUCGAUGCAUGUGUAUACGUGUGUGUAUUCGCACAUGCAUGCACAUGUUUUAACUGAAGAGGCAAGGAAUGAAAAAUGUAUGAGAAAAGUAUGAGAGUAUGAGAAAAGGAAACUGCUGUUCUGAAUUUUGGAUUUUGACCUGAACUGCAGAAGCGAUUUCAAUUCUUUUGAAGGAAAAUUUGUCGGCAGGAAAAGCCGUCUCUCGUUUUGUCUUUUUUUUUAUUUUUUACGUUUUUUCUUUUUGCACUAAAGACAAGUGGCAUUUGACAGAUGAAAACAACACAGACAUGAAUACUGCAAAGUAGUGUCUUAUACUCUGGCUGUGGCGAGUAGAACUGCAAUGGAAAUAUGCCAAAAUCUCCUCUCACAGUAUGUGGGGAAACAGUGACCCCUGCUGAAGGUUGUCCGUCCUGCGCACUGGGGAUGUGAACGAAGUAGCCUACUUGACAAGCGAUGUCAGAUGAAGGGAAGAAGGAGGAGGAGGUGCCCACGGUCGCUGUUUUUAUAUUUAACCCGCGACGACGACUUCGUCUUUCCAAGGGGGCCUUCGAAUGCAGACGAUUGUGAGACUGACGGAAAAUGCACUAAUCUCUCGUCCUCCAUUUCUCUCAGCUUUUAGCAUUUUACCAACCAAGAGCUACCGUGUGUGUAAACCUCAUUACGACAUGUUACAGUUAGGGUGCAGGCGGAAAUGUCUUUAAGUUUGGAUCAAUUAUAUUUAAACUGAUGAUUGUUCAUUUUGCUGCUCUUUUAAACAUGCCUCGCAAAACAUCAUCACUGCUUGUGACCUUAAGAAGAAAGGAAGAAGGGACGUGAAAUGUACUCGUUUUACUUUUUAUCAGGCUAUGGUAGAAGAACUUUUAUCUUUUCAUUGUGUGCAAUUUUGUAAAAAAAAAAAAAAUUUCAAAAAAAGCUGCAUUUUAUGUAAAUUGCUUGCAGUUCACUCUCAUGUCAGGUCUACUGUUUCCUACUGAUGGCUCCAGUUCUUUAUUACCAAGUGCCUAACCUUUUAAAUAUCUUGUAGUAAAGAUGCAACCUCAACCCCUUUUUCCAUGCAUCAACACUUAAGAGAAGGAGGUGUGUAGACUGAUAUGUGUGAGACAUCUGUAUUAACCAUGUUAGAUAAUACAAGGUCUAAAGCUGUAGGCAGAGAAGUAUACAAUUUCAGAUUUUUUAAAUAAGAGGACUUGGAAUUUCUUAUCAUAUUUUAUUUGACCUUUUCCUGAUAAUGAAUGGGGAAAACAACUCUAGUGCAAAAAAUAUAUAUGGAUAUAUAUAUAUAUAUAUGAAUAGUAAACAAUAUGAAAACUGCAUUAGUUGUAUAUCUGUCCAGCAGAGACAACGUAACCAGAGUAACACAAUUGCAUGUUUGAGUCUUUAAACUUGGUUGUCAAAAGGUUAUGAACACAUAGUAACGGUGUAUAUUUCUUUUUCUUGUAAGGGUACACGAAGAAAGCAUUGCUAGCUAUUGCCUUUUAUGUAAAUGUUAUGGAGGGUAAAGGAUUUGAUGUUUUAAAAAGUAUGCAUUUUGUGAUAGAUGUGCACUUUGCAAUGAAAGUGUGCACUGCCAGGUAAAAGGGUGCACUUUUCUAGUGCACGUUGUAGUGAAUAUGUGUCCGUUGCAGUAAAAGUGUGCGCUGUGAGGUAAAAAAAGGCGCACUUUUCCGGUAUAAGUUGGCAUUUUGCAGUGAAAAUGUACACUUUGGGGUAGCUGUGUACUUUUUGCUAAGAGCGUAUGAAGAAGAAGAGAAAGACGCAGAGCCCUGGUGGAAGUUUGUGUUGUCAAGGCCCUGACACCAACUUACAAGUGUCCUGUGUUGUGCUGGCAGGUUCACAAGCCCUGCCCCUUGCAUUACACACAGGUUUAUUUUCCAGAGGGUCCUGCCUCUGACCACUGUCAGCUUUUACAGAAGAAUGGUCAGCACCUUAUUAUCACACCUGGAACCUGAGUGAUGUUUGUAUGUUGACCAUUAAAACGCUGUUAAUUUAACACUGUGGUGUCCCAUUAAACACCUGUCUUUAAAAGUGUAGUCUGCUUCAGAUCAAAGAUUGAAUACGGUAGCCUCACUGAGUCCAAGUCUUCUUGUGGCAUGUCGAAAUGUGUAAUUCUCUGUGCUCUGGGAGCGGGGGGAUAGGAUAUGUGUUGGUUCUUUCCACAUCUCCUGUUUUUUCCUUCUCUAAUUAGGGUGCCACAUUUUUACUAAUAACCGCAUGGCGCCGACUGCUCUGCUUCACUCUACAGGUUGAGGUCAAAUUGUAGCUGCUGCCAAUCAUUAUUUUUAGUCCAUUGCUAUUGGUCCUGGUGAGAGGGGUGGAGCUAGGUGCUGUCAUGACAUCACGACAAGCUUGACAGGGCUCUGUAUGUCUCCAGCAGUAGGGUUUUUGACUAUUGUGAGAGCAGGGCUAUGCAACAUGACGACACUUUUGAAAAAUAAAUCUUCAUCCUUUCUGUAGCUUUACCUGCUGGGAUCUCCAGAUUCAGGCUUCAGCAUGAUUGUGACCAAAUCUUUUAUAUAUAAAAAAAACUCUGAAAAAAUCUAUGAAAAAAUAUAUAUAUUUUAAAAAAUGCAUAAAGGCACAAUGAAUUAAAGAGAAAAAAAAACAAUGAAAAAUUAACAGGACAUUCGUAGAAAAGUUCUGCAAGUUGGUAUAUUUGAAAACUGCAUGCCACAGAUGUACCUGCUUUACAGCUUCAAAGAGUGGGAGGAAAGAGUGAACUUCUCAGAAUGUUAAUCACCCAGUUUGGGAAUAUACGAUGGUUCGAAGGAUGUGCAUUAGUAAUUGGAUUACAGAUGUGUAGCACCUUUUGGUUUGGUUAUAAGACUGACUCAAUUAUUUUUCACCCAAACACUACUGCCCCAUGUUGCCGUUGCAGGGCAGAUAUCGAUACGUUAGAAUUUAUGUGAAACGUCUUCAUCCAUUGCAGCCUCUGUAUUGUUUUUUAAAAAAAAGAUUUCCUCCCCAGAAUCCUUCAGUCAGUUGCCAAACGUUGAACUUCUACAAUCUGUCUCUGCACACCAGUUCCAGUUUAGAUGUGGCCGUACAUGGAAAAAAGUAAUGUUUGCAUGUUGAAAAUGUAUGUGCAUGUAAAAAAAAGAAAUAUUGUUCAUCUUCGUACUUUUUUGAUACAAUGUAAUCAUUUUGUUGUUAAUUUUUAAUAUUUGAUAUGAAUAAGGGGGUUUGUGGAAAAAAAUAUCUUUAUAUUUAAAAAAACAGUGUUUGGCGAUAUUACAGGUUCCGCGUUUGCAACAGAGCUGGAACUGAAUUUAUUUGGGUCCUGGGAGUUGUUUGCUGCCUGAUUUCGGUUUAUUGGUCAGACUUUGAAUUCUGCAGUUGUUUCUACAGUUAAAAUUUUGUAUGAAGCGAAGUCCUUGAACUAAAAUAAAAACAUAAAAGAGAAAAUU
This is a messenger RNA of Anguilla anguilla (European eel), 12657 nucleotides long. RefSeq names its product calcium channel, voltage-dependent, N type, alpha 1B subunit, a (gene cacna1ba). The coding region runs from base 1779 to 8957 and encodes 2392 amino acids. The transcript has 52 exons. Gene Ontology annotation, biological process: calcium ion import across plasma membrane; chemical synaptic transmission. Gene Ontology annotation, cellular component: neuronal cell body; voltage-gated calcium channel complex; membrane. The record is from RefSeq and is a predicted model, not a curated record. Gene Ontology annotation, molecular function: high voltage-gated calcium channel activity. Lineage: Eukaryota; Metazoa; Chordata; Actinopteri; Anguilliformes; Anguillidae.